Messenger RNA from Cladocopium goreaui, 784 nucleotides. The record is from the annotation of a GenBank genome assembly. NCBI's taxonomy places the organism in Eukaryota, Dinophyceae, Suessiales, Symbiodiniaceae.
CCGGCUCAAAGACAAGUUCCUCCGUAUGUAGCCGGUGGGUAGAGGUUCGGCCAAAGAAGGCCAAAGGGCUACUUUGGCAAUGGCAAUGCCCGUGCUCAAGACUGUCCUUGAACCAAUGGGCGGACUGUCCACGCAGGUGGAAGAGCCCACAUCGAUGGUAAGUAGCGGCCUGGCCAUGGCAGGUGGUGCAGCCGCUGGUGGUGGGCUGGCGUUUAUGAUGUGUGUUUCAAAAUGCCCUGGUGGAGUGGGGGGUGCCAUGAGCGGAAUUGCUGGCAUGAUCGGUUCCAUGAACCCUUUUAGUAUGAUGUCGAAGAAAGAGGAGAAAGAUGCCGACGAGGAAGAGGCUGAGGAGGAUUCCAUGAAGAAGAUGGAGAAGCAGGUGGAUACAAUAGAGAAGAUGAUUUGCAACAUGAAUUGCAAGAUGACAGGACUCUUGGGUGGUGCUGCUGGAGCGGCCGCCGGGAAGGUUGCUGCGAACCAGAUGAACAAGGAGGCAGCGCCAGCGGCAGCGCCAGCGGCUGGAGGAGGCCUCGCCAGCAAACUCUCCGGCUUCAAGCUUCAGAUGUUGGAUGAGUGGAACGCACCACAAUUCUUUGUGGUUACAAAGCAAAUUGAUAAAGUGCAUCCAUCUUCAGAAGAACGAAGACCAGGAGACCGGCAGGCUGAGAAGUCAAUAUGUGAUUUCUUGUGACGCAGUGUCCUUCGCACAUCGGGAUGCGGUGACUUAGAACUAGAGACGAAAUCGAAGCCACAGUAAGCCACAAGGAUCAAUCCAGUAUCGGCC